This is a messenger RNA of Hypoxylon trugodes, 703 nucleotides long. RefSeq lists its product as uncharacterized. Bases 414 to 578 code for a protein of 54 amino acids. The record is from RefSeq and is a predicted model, not a curated record. Lineage: Eukaryota; Fungi; Ascomycota; Sordariomycetes; Xylariales; Hypoxylaceae. The transcript is spliced from 3 exons.
GCGAUAACUUGACCUUGUACAUAUUAAAACCCUUCAAUUACGUCAUUCAACUACUUAAACGGUAAGCGUUGGCUUCGCCUGGUGGAAUUAUUUCUCAAUUGGACUAAGUUAACCAAUUGUGACGUGAGGUUGACGUCUUAAAGGAGGAUUGUGCGUCUCUCCCUUGUGAAUUCCCAAGCUUGGUUUUAAUUUCAACAUUCCAAUCAUGAAGUUUUUUUGGUCAGAUAGUUGUAAUUUUCCAGUAAUGAAAUCUUCCACGUCAAGUCUUGGCCACAAAGUGGGCCAAGUCGCUCAGCUUCAGCAAUAUUUAGGUGCUCAAGUUAUAGUGAAUAUAUCUAGAUAAUAAAGUAAUCAAACGAGCUUGUUUUUAUGAAGUUGUUCGAGAGAAAUAUAAUUAUUCUCUACAAGCGAAAAUGAACGACUUAGAAGAUAUAUCACCAAGCCUUCGAAAAGAGCUCGCUGAAAUUGAAAGUCAAUUCAAUGUCACCGGGGAAAAGCUCAAGCAAAUAAGCGAAAGAUUCGAGGAAGAGUUGCGAGAGGGCCUCGAAAAUGAAGGAUCCAAUAUUGUAGGCCAGUAACUUAAUCCACCAUCGCAUCGAAAGUGUUAACGGUUAAAUAGUCUAUGAAUGUCACCUGGGUACUUGGGCUUCCCUCUGGCCACGAGAUUGGCGAAUUCGUGACGGUAGAUUUGGGUGGCACCAAC